AUUAGAAUAUAAAGAGGUCAGUCCAUUUGAUAAAUAUAUUAUACUAAUAACAAGAAAUCAUGGGGAAGGGGAACAUAAUGAUAAUGAUGGUGAUGAUGGUGAUGAUGAUCAUAUCAUCCAAUGAGAUUGGGCACGUGAGAGGAAUGACGCGUGCAGAAUGCGAAGACGACUGCGAAGCCAAUGAUUGUUGGAAAGGCGCGUUUUCUCCUCCUGACACUCAGUGCAUGUUGGAUUGCAUCGCCAAAAAAUGCCCCGGCCUUCCCCCCACCGUUAAAGGUCGGGCGAAGAUCAACAGCAUGGGGUAGAUGCAUGUCGCAUGCCCGAUGACGGAAAAUGAAUAUUUAAAAUUACAAAAUUCGGUUUUUUUCUCUUUUCUUCUUCAGUUUCGUCAU
Tarenaya hassleriana is the source of this 392-nucleotide messenger RNA. RefSeq lists its product as uncharacterized. Lineage: Eukaryota; Viridiplantae; Streptophyta; Magnoliopsida; Brassicales; Cleomaceae. The transcript is spliced from 2 exons. The record is from RefSeq and is a predicted model, not a curated record. The coding region runs from base 60 to 305 and encodes 81 amino acids.